AUGUGGCCAUCUCCAACCUCUGGGAUCGUCCUUAUCCGCUAUCUAAGGCUACUAUCUACCUUCACCUUACGGUAUCUGCCCGGUCUUCCGGAUGUCUUGGAAGAAGUUGUUCAAGUUGUCAAGUUGUCAAGUGGUCACACACUCUUCUCGGGCCUCAGCAACAAAGGAUAUCAACCUCCUACACGUAAAUUACACACGAGCAGAGAGUCACGGCGUUCGUACAGUGGUAGGUACCUGACGUGGAACGCGUUGUCGGCGUCGCACAACACGGUUCUUAACUUCUUCGCUAUCAGCCACCUGGAUCGCCGACCCUGUGGCAAUCAACAAGCAUGGAAAUACCCGCAUGAACCCACUCUCGCAUCUGCCCUGAUCUUCGUCGUUUCUCAUGCGUCGGAGGUUAAAGACGAGAGGGAGGGAGAGAGCACGAGCAAGAGAAAGAGAACCCCCAAGGCAAAACCCCGAUUUCGAAACAUCAACUUCGCCGGCUCUUUAUCCCUCGCCUUGGACUCGUCGAGUGAGUCUUGGGCUCCCUUCCCUGCUGCUGCAGUUGCCGGAGUAGUAUUACAGACAGUCAGAGCAAUUGCCAUUGCCAUUGCCAUUGCCCAUCGCACCGAACAUGUCCUCCCAAGACACCGCCUCCAACACUUAUCUCCAGCAGAUGACCUCCAUCCUCAGUUCGGUCGCAAGCUACAUGCGCCUCCCGGUGCUGAUCUCGUCGGGCAUUGCUGCGAUCCUGAGCUCCCUGUUGUAUUUCAAGCAAAAGCAAGUUCACCCGUCCCCACCUCCCACCCACCCAUUGUCGCAGUCAACUGUCAAACACACCUCGCGCACUCCUACUUCGUAUUAUUAACAGUUCUUUUUUAUUCCAGAGCUCUGAUCUACCCCUCCCACGUCCCGAACCUUGCCCGCACCGAUGUCCCUCGACCGUCUCAAUUCGGGAUCUCAGACUUUGAAGAGCUGAUGAUCCCGACUCCUGAUGGCGAGAAGCUCUCCGCAUUCUAUAUCCGAAGCCCCAAAACCCCGGCCAAGAAGAAUAUCACUGUAUUAAUGUUUCAUGGAAAUGCGGGGAAUAUUGGGCACCGAAUACCUAUCGCCCGCAUGUUUAUGCAGCGCAUGGGCUGCAGCGUGUUUAUGUUGGAAUACCGUGGCUAUGGGCUCUCGACGGGAUCCCCGGACGAGGCCGGCUUGAUGAUCGAUGCACAGACGGCUUACAACUACCUCCGGAAACGCGCAGAGACGAGGGAUAAUGAUAUUGUCGUGUUUGGACAGAGUUUGGGCGGUGCUGUGGGCGUGCAGCUGGUGGCUAAGAAUCAGAACGAUAGCAGACUGAUUGGCUUGGUGCUGGAGAAUACUUUCCUGUCUAUGAGGAAGUUGAUCCCUUCUAUCAUACCACCAGCAAAAUACCUCACCCUUCUCUGCCACCAGGUCUGGGCGUCUGAUAACUAUAUGCCAUCCAUUACAGAGGUCCCAAUUCUUUUCCUCUCUGGGCUGCAGGAUGAGAUCGUACCGCCGUCCCACAUGGCCCGUCUCUAUGAAAUCUGCCAGUCACCGACAAAGAUCUGGAAACCCCUUCCGGCCGGUGACCACAAUUCCAGCGUUCUAGAAGACGGGUACUUUGAGUCUGUUGAAGAUUUCGUUGCAAAUCUAGAUAGCAAGCGUGAGUAA
Venustampulla echinocandica is the source of this 1665-nucleotide messenger RNA. RefSeq lists its product as uncharacterized. The transcript is spliced from 6 exons. Bases 1 to 1665 code for a protein of 554 amino acids. Gene Ontology annotation, cellular component: membrane. Lineage: Eukaryota; Fungi; Ascomycota; Leotiomycetes; Helotiales; Pleuroascaceae. The record is from RefSeq and is a predicted model, not a curated record. Gene Ontology annotation, molecular function: palmitoyl-(protein) hydrolase activity.